Apodemus sylvaticus (European woodmouse) is the source of this 2388-nucleotide messenger RNA. It is a transcript of the gene Hsf2, whose product is annotated as heat shock transcription factor 2. The transcript has 13 exons. Gene Ontology annotation, biological process: regulation of DNA-templated transcription. Gene Ontology annotation, molecular function: DNA-binding transcription factor activity; sequence-specific DNA binding. Bases 119 to 1723 code for a protein of 534 amino acids. The record is from RefSeq and is a predicted model, not a curated record. NCBI's taxonomy places the organism in Eukaryota, Metazoa, Chordata, Mammalia, Rodentia, Muridae.
GCCUGCGUGCUGUGCAUUCCCGGGAGCAGCAGCUGCUGCCACCGCCGCUGCCGCCGCCGCCGUCGCCGCGACCUCCGCGUUCGGUAGUAGAAUUCGGAAUCCCUGCGCCCAGCUAACAAUGAAGCAGAAUUCUAACGUGCCGGCUUUCCUCAGCAAGCUGUGGACGCUUGUGGAGGAAACCCACACCAACGAGUUCAUCACCUGGAGCCAGAAUGGACAAAGUUUUCUGGUCUUGGAUGAGCAAAGAUUUGCAAAGGAAAUUCUUCCCAAGUACUUCAAACACAAUAACAUGGCGAGCUUUGUGAGACAACUAAAUAUGUAUGGCUUCCGAAAAGUAGUACAUAUCGAAUCUGGAAUUGUCAAACAAGAAAGAGAUGGCCCUGUUGAAUUUCAACAUCCUUAUUUCAAACAAGGCCAGGAUGACUUGUUGGAGAACAUUAAAAGGAAGGUUUCAUCUUCAAAACCAGAGGAAAAUAAAAUUCGUCAGGAAGAUUUAACAAAAAUUAUUAGUAGUGCUCAGAAGGUUCAAAUAAAACAAGAAACUAUUGAGUCCAGGCUUUCAGAAUUAAAAAGUGAGAACGAAUCCCUUUGGAAGGAGGUGUCAGAACUAAGAGCGAAGCACGCACAGCAGCAGCAGGUUAUCCGAAAGAUUGUCCAGUUUAUUGUUACAUUGGUUCAGAAUAAUCAACUUGUGAGUUUAAAACGUAAAAGGCCUCUACUUCUAAACACAAAUGGAGCCCCAAAGAAGAAUCUAUUUCAGCACAUAGUCAAAGAACCAACUGAUAAUCACCAUCAUAAAGUUCCACACAGCAGAACUGAAGGUUUAAAGUCAAGAGAACGGAUUUCAGAUGACAUAAUUAUUUAUGAUGUUACUGAUGAUAAUGUGGAUGAAGAAAAUAUUCCAGUUAUUCCAGAAACAAAUGAGGAUGUUGUAGUUGAUCCCUCCAACCAGUAUCCUGACAUUGUCAUUGUUGAAGAUGACAACGAGGAUGAGUAUGCCCCUGUCAUUCAGAGUACAGAGCAGAGCCCACCCGCCAGAGAGUCCUUACGCCUGGGGAGUGCCGGCAGCAGCCCACUGAUGUCCACUGCCGUCCAGCUAAACGGCUCCUCCAGUGUGACCUCAGAAGACCCUGUGACAAUGAUGGACUCUGUUCUCAAUGACAACAUUAACCUGUUAGGAAAGGUUGAGCUGUUGGAUUACCUUGACAGUAUUGAUUGCAGUUUAGAGGACUUCCAAGCUAUGCUCUCAGGAAGACAGUUCAGCAUAGACCCAGAUCUUCUGGUUGAUCUUUUCACUAGUUCUGUGCAGAUGAAUCCCACAGAUUACAUCAAUAAUACAAAAUCUGAGAAUAAGGGAUUAGAAGCUACCAAGAGCAGCGUUGUUCAACAAGUUUCAGAAGAGGGAAGAAAAUCUAAAUCCAAACCAGAUAAACAACUUAUCCAGUAUACUGCCUUUCCACUUCUCGCAUUCCUUGAUGGGAACUCUGCAUCUGCUCUUGAACAGGGGAGUACAACUGCAUCAUCAGAAGCUGUACCUUCCGCAGAUAAACCCAUAGAAGUUGAUGAGCUCCUGGAUAGCAGCCUGGAUCCAGAGCCAACCCAGAGUAAGCUUGUCCGCCUGGAGCCUCUCACGGAAGCGGAAGCCAGUGAAGCCACACUCUUCUACUUGUGUGAACUGGCUCCCGCGCCUCUGGAUAGUGACAUGCCACUUCUAGACAGUUAAGCUCCGGGUGGACACUGUAUAUAUUCAUCAAAAUGAUGAAGUAUUUAUUUUAAAGUAUCAUUUGGUACUUUGUUUUGUAAUUACUUUUUGUUUAAUCAGAUACUGUGGAAUAAAAGCACCUCCUGCUUUUCUCACUAAGCAUACUCUCAAAGCUUCCGGAUGGUCCUCGGCUGCCCAGGCGUACACAUUUUAAUGCACAUUGCUGGCAUAGCUUAAGUUGAAUUCAAAUGGCCAUUUUCUCUGGUUGUAAUUGGAUUUUUUUUCUACAAAUAUGACCAUUAAUCCCAGCUAAACUUUAUUUUCAAUUGAGUUUAAGUGUUUAGAACUAAAGUAGAAAACUCUGGCCCAGUUGCUUUUUAUUAAAUAUUUUUCACUUGGCUUAUUUCUAAAACUGGGAACAUAAAGUGCCUGUAUCUUGUAAUAUUUCAUGUCUUUGUUGGUUCAGAGAAAUUUUUUUAUGUUCAGAGAAAUUUAUUCAUGUUAACAGAAAAGGCAAAGUGUACUCAAGUAAUCACUCUGUGGUACUAGUCCCAUACACAUAGACUGUGGAGACUGGGUGUGGCUAGCCCCACCUAUUUAGAGUAGUUUAUGUAUGUUUUCUGGUUUGUGUUCUUUUGAACCAUGGUAUUUAGUAAAAUAAAUAUGAUGAGUGUCGAGGACUAUUA